Molecule: messenger RNA, 1533 nt
Organism: Talaromyces rugulosus
Lineage: Eukaryota; Fungi; Ascomycota; Eurotiomycetes; Eurotiales; Trichocomaceae
Exons: 4
Coding region: 1-1533 (510 amino acids)
Biological process (GO): transmembrane transport; carbohydrate transport
Cellular component (GO): membrane
Molecular function (GO): carbohydrate:proton symporter activity
Source: RefSeq, a predicted model, not a curated record
AUGGGGUUGCAGAUCGAGGGGCAGGCUGCCUGCAUUAUGAUGACUGUCACUUGUGGUCUAUCAUAUCUCUUGUACGGCUAUGACCAAGGAUUCAUGUCGGGUGUUUUACUGGUAGACCAAUUCCUUGACCACAUGGGCAACCCGUCAAGUUUCACCCAAGGCCUUCUAGCCAGUCUAUACACCCUGGGUGCUUUUAUUGGAUCAAUAUUCAGUAUGACUUUCACCGAAAAAUUGGGUCGUAAAACACCUAUUUUGAUCGGAACUUGUCUGGUCAUCAUAGGCGCGACAAUACAGACGGCAGCAUACUCUCAAGCCCAGUUUAUCGUCGGCAGAAUUGUUGCCGGGUGCGGUACCGGCCUCAACACUUCAAUUAUUCCGGUCUGGCAGGCCGAGACUCUGCCGGCAAAGAAGCGAGAGCGCUUCGGAUCUAUACAGUACGUGUUGGUAUGUACUGGGGCAUCGAUCAGUUACUGGAUGUCGUAUGCGCUGUCCUACGCGUCCAACGGCGAGUUUGAGUGGAGGUUUGCAGUUGCUGCGCAGUUGGUAUUUGCUACUUUUACGUUGAUUUUUGUGCCCCUGAUGCCGGAAUCACCGAGAUGGCUGUUUCUUCACAACCAGACCGAGAAAUCCAUUUCAAUUCUGAUGAGGAUGCAUGGAACUACAGACCCAAAUAAUGAUGAAGUCCAGAAGGAAUUGAAAUUGAUUAAUCAGGCUGUGGAGAUUGAAGAAAUGAACAACACAAGCAAAUGGACCGACCUGUUCAAAAAUAAAUCAGAAACACAAAACCUUCGACGUGUCAUGCUUGGCUGGUGGCUCAUGUUUAUGGUCAUGUGGAGUGGGGUGUGUAGUAUUGGCUACUACAUAUCCUAUCUUUUCGAGACUUCCGUCGGACUCAGCCACAAUCUAUCUCUCUUGCUUUCCGGUUUCAAUGGAUUGUGGUAUCUCAUAUCGGCAUUGUUACCACCGUUGAUAAUCUCACGCCUCGGAAAACGCACAAUGCUCAUGACUGGUGCCUUGGGAAUGGGUUGUUGCUUCCUCACAAUGUCACUCACGAUUCGCUCUGGUACAUACGGUGCGUCGAUAGUCUGUGUAAUUGCUUUCUUCCUUUACUACACUUUCUUCGCCCUUGGAUUUCUCGCCAUCCCAUGGCUAUACAACGCCGAGAUUUUGCCACUGCAUCUACGUUCUAGAGGUGCUGCCAUCACGACCUCGUCCAACUGGCUAUGGAACUUUGUGACAGUCAUGAUUACACCGUCCGUCAUGGGCAAUUUGGGUUGGAAGGGAUACCUGAUUUUCACCGUGCUAAACUUUGCCUUUGUGCCGGUCAUCUACUGUCUCUAUCCCGAGACAACGGGCCGGCGGCUGGAAGAGAUUGAUGCAAUCUUCUACAAGACUUCUGCAUUUGUCGCUUUCACCGAGUGGACCGAGAUGGGCCAUUUCGAAGCAGAUCAGUUGGAUAACUUGGUUAUGAAUUUGGAGACUACCAAGGCGGUGGCUAUGGAUUCACAGCAUGUGGAAAGUGUUAGGCCUUGA